GGGUCGAGCCGCUCCGCCCCCCCUUGAGUAAGGGCUAACGGUUUCCCGUAGCGGCCUCUGGAAGGGGGCGCUUCUGUGUCCCGUGGCCCUGGCUCCCCUGCGACCCCGCGCCCCGCAGCAACUCCAAGAUGAUGGGCUGUGGGGAGCCAGAGCUGGAAUCGGCGGAAGGGGAAGAGCCCUUGGCGGCCCCGGGGCCAGCCCCUGAACCUCGAGCCCCGGAGCCCCGAGCCCCCGUGCCCGAGCCCGGCCUAGACGUGAGCCUGAGCCCGCGGCCCGAGAGCCCCGAGCCGGCGCACCGCAGUCCGGGCCGUCGGAAAGGGCGGGCGGACCGGCGGGGCGGGGCUCGGAGGGGGCGACAGGUCCGUUUCCGCCUGGCGCCGACCUCCCCGGGUAGGUCCGAGCCACCAGCGGCGGCAGUCGCCGCCCCGAGCGAAAAGCCGGCGGCACAGCAGGAGCUGGCGGCACCUGCGCUGCAGAGCACCCUGGCCUUGGGCCUCGAGCUGCAGGCCGCGCGGGCCGCCGCCGCGGGCCACUUUGACGCCGCGAAGGCGGUGGAGGAGCAGCUGCGAAAGUCGUUCCAGACCCGCUGCGGCCUGGAGGAGAGCGUGACCGAGGGGCUGAACGUGCCGCGCUCCAAGCGGCUCUUCCGGGACCUGGUGAGCCUGCAGGUGCCGGAGGAACAGGUUCUCAGCGCCGCGCUCAGGGAGAAGCUGGCGCUCCUGCCGCCGCAGGCUCGAGCCCCGCCCCCAAAGGAGCCGCCUGGGGCAGGACCAGACAUGACUAUCCUGUGUAACCCACAAACACUAUUUUAUGAAUCUCCACACCUAACCCUGGACGGCCUGCCCCCUCUCAGACUUCAACUCCGGCCUCGCCCUUCAGAGGAUACUUUCCUCAUGCAUCGGACUCUGAGGCGAUGGGAAGCUUAGACCUGGAUGCUAGUUUUUAUUUUCCUAUACUAAUUUUUUUUUUUUUUUUUUU
This is a messenger RNA of Choloepus didactylus (southern two-toed sloth), 978 nucleotides long. It is a transcript of the gene PPP1R35, whose product is annotated as protein phosphatase 1 regulatory subunit 35. The transcript is spliced from 4 exons. Gene Ontology annotation, biological process: negative regulation of phosphatase activity. Gene Ontology annotation, molecular function: phosphatase binding. Lineage: Eukaryota; Metazoa; Chordata; Mammalia; Pilosa; Megalonychidae. The record is from RefSeq and is a predicted model, not a curated record. Bases 129 to 926 code for a protein of 265 amino acids.